Messenger RNA from Cheilinus undulatus (humphead wrasse), 1487 nucleotides. RefSeq lists its product as uncharacterized. Bases 93 to 860 code for a protein of 255 amino acids. Gene Ontology annotation, cellular component: membrane. The record is from RefSeq and is a predicted model, not a curated record. NCBI's taxonomy places the organism in Eukaryota, Metazoa, Chordata, Actinopteri, Labriformes, Labridae. The transcript has 7 exons.
CUCACAAACGUCAUCAGACUGGUACUUUCAGGCAUAGCGCAACUGUUUUGAUUUUGUUCCUGUUGACACAAACAGGCUCCAGGAUCAGCAGGAUGUCUGUGACCAUGACCAAAACUGACGGGGUCACCUUCCUCACUCUGACCACCGACCCUGAAAGCUCAUGUCCUCCACUGUGCCAGAUCCUUGGAGGCCUCUGUUACAGCCCAACUUGCUGCUCUGUGUCGCAGCGGCUGAAGAGGGUCCAGGGAGCUUCUCAGUCAGUGCUGGGGGCUAUACAAAUCAUGGCUGGGCUGCUCACCCUCGGUUUUGGAGUGAUCCUUCAUGCGAGUUACACCACUCCUUGGUGGGAAAUUGAAUACACCAUGCAUCACUUUUGGUUAGGUGCUCUGUUCAUUUUCUUCGGUUGCAUGUGCAUCCUGUCAGAGAAACGCCCCAGUCCCUGUAUGGUCAUCCUCAAUGUGAUUCUGAACCUAGUAGGAGUUGCGUUUGCCAUCACAGGCGUCGUCCUCUACACCAUCAACAUCUUCCUCAUCAGGCUGUGGUGGGGAAAUUGUGACCCAGAUGACUACUGGAACAACUACAGGUACAACUAUGGGGAACGGCCAACCUCGACUUCGUCUCCAGAGGAACAGCUAAUGAUGAAGAAGUGCAUCGAGAGCAGAGAACUGACUCUGCUGCUUUUGAGAAGCAUCAACGGCAUGCUGAUCGUCAUUUCACUCCUGGAGCUCUGUGUUGUCGUAUCUUCUGUUACCUUAGGGGUCAAGGCUUUGAAGAGAAGUGGCAAGACAGAGAACAAGAGUCCUGAUGAUCCAGAAUACAAACAACUGAUGGAGGAGAUCACCAGUAACCCUGCAGUCUAAAUAAAAAUCUCUGUUUGGUGAUUUUAAAAACCCAGACUAUAACACUGGGUGCUUCGUAUUGUUUAAUGCAGAUAUGAAUCAGACUCAUUUAACAAGCAAAGUCUCUGAUGAACUUCCAAAUCUUUUUUUAAGGACUUCAAAAUUUUUGUUUGUGUAUAUUUGAUUAUUUUGCUUAUAUCUGAGCUUUGAAUAUUCAAUCAAAUCAACAAAAGCUGAACUUUGGUUGUAGGUUUUAUAUUACCUUUAUUGACAUUCUGAAUGUAUUCUGUGAAUUAAUGCUUCAGACCCAGACCAAAACAUUUUUUCAUCAGGGGGGUCUUUUGUAUUUAGUGUGAUGUUUUUUAAAAUGCACUUAAUUUUUGUGGCUGAAAAUUUCCUUAAAAAGUGAACAGCCACAGCAGGUUUGUUCAAACUCGGUCAUUCCCACAUUUCCUAAAAAGCUCCAUUUUUAAGUUUCAGCUCCGAGAGCUCUGGCUUUAGUAAGUAAUAGAGCCAUCCGCCUAAACAGGUAGUGCUCAAGACCACCACAGUCCUCCACCACUCCACAGCCUGCUUCAGGGGACUCGGGAGGGGGAAAAUCCUCCACCUCUAAAGGUCGCUCUGAGGCAGCAGUGCUGCGGGACGCUG